Amyelois transitella is the source of this 1023-nucleotide messenger RNA. RefSeq lists its product as uncharacterized. Bases 1 to 1023 code for a protein of 340 amino acids. Lineage: Eukaryota; Metazoa; Arthropoda; Insecta; Lepidoptera; Pyralidae. The record is from RefSeq and is a predicted model, not a curated record. The transcript has 4 exons.
AUGAGGUUUUCAAUACAGAUUUUAUUACUUUUAAUUUAUUGUUUUAUCUCGUGCACUGGAUAUUCAGGUGAAUAUUUUUUAAAAGAAGACAGACCCUAUGAUCCGUUUGAAAUCAGAAUUCCGCAAACAAUAUGGCGUCAAGCAUUACGUCCCACUCCAGUCUUAAAGUCACCUGUUACCAUUGUAGUACCGGUUCAUGUGCAAAGUGAAGAAGAUUAUAUUGAAGCUGAUGAAGAUGAUCUACAAGAUACAACAGAAACUGUUCAAGUAGAAGAGACCACUGUGCAAAGUGAUCCUAUAGUGGAAGACCCGGUUGUAGCCAACGACACUGUGGUAGCAAAUGCUACUACAGUAGAAGAUGAAAUAAUUACAACAACUACACCAGCACCUGAAGAAGUAACGGGGCAAGUGUUUCGGUUUCCAUGCGCUUGCAGAAAUGGCGAAUGUGGAUGUUGUACUGGUGCUAUUUUACAGAGAUUUAAUAUGAAAGCAUGUGGAAAUAUUUCAUUUAUCCCUGAAGAUUUUGUUUUUGAUGUAAGACUAAGUGUUAACAAUAGAACCGUUGUCCGUAGAAGAGUUUCAGCAAGUGAUCCUCCGCCAAUAUGUUUCAAUCCGGGAAGGGCUCCGUUUGUAGAAAUUUGUGCAGAAAUAUCAAAUAUCAGGAUACGCAACAGAAACGCUUACGCCUGUUUGGAUAUCGAUGCAAACAUUGGCGGGUUUCCGGUUUACUCGGCUUCAUUCAGGUGUUUCGGGUUAGGAACAAAAGGAAUACAAACAGGUCUAAAACCGAAGCCAGUUUCGUCUGGUCCGAAACCCGUCAGUUUGUUCGGAGGCGGUGGUGGCGGAAGCAGCAGCGAUGAUGGCGGUGGCAUUUUGGGAAACGUAGCCGGAGCUGUUCUAGGGGAAGAGGGUGGAAUCUUCGGAGGUGGAGGUUCUGAUGAUGAUGAUGACGAUGACGAUGGGCCUUUUGGAGCGAUUGGCGAUGCCGUUGGAGACUUGUUUGAUGGAAGAAAGUUGAACUAA